ACAAAGUAGUCCAAAGAAAAAACUCGAAGAUCGAGAUUCUGACCUGUGUCUGUUCCCUCUAUGCAAAAUAUUUGUCUGCUUGCCUUCUCCAUUAGCUUAUUCCUUCCCCCAUUUUUCUCCUCUCCUUUUUCUCAAAAACCCUAAAAACCCUUGAAGCUAAGAAAAAGAAAAAUACCCAAUUUCUUCAGAAUCUAGUUGUCAUUUUGAAGCCCUCUGAAUCGUCUCUCCGGGCACGAAAAUGGGUUUCUUAUCGAAGUGAAGAAUCCCAUUUCCCUCGCAUUUCGUUUUUCACUCUGUUUGAUCUUCAAGCUUCAAGUCUUGGAGAAUAGUAAAGUAGGGAGAACCAAAAACGCCAUUAUUUUGAUAUCUGAUUCAAAAGAAAGCUUCGAAUUCCCACUGCUGUACUCUGUUUUGUUCGGAGAGGAGCUUGACAGAGAACAAAGCUUGCAGAAUGGCAGAUCAAGUGCCGGGUUGUGCCUGUAGAGCUCUGGGUUUCUUUUUGUUUGUUAUUUCAACUUCGAUUCUGGCCAAUGUAGCUUUUAUUAGCGCUAAAUCAACUAUAGAGCCGUGCUCUAACUCCGAUUCUUGUAAUGCCCUGCUCGGCUACACUCUCUACACUGACCUCAAGGUUUCUGAGGUGGCUUCGCUCUUUCAAAUCGACCCCAUUUCGAUUCUUACCGCCAAUGCCAUAGAUGUUUCAUACCCAGAUGUCGAAAACCACAUUCUUCCUUCGCAGCUCUUCAUCAAAAUCCCCAUUUCCUGUUCUUGCGUCGAUGGGAUUCGUAAAUCGGUGGCGACUCGGUACAAGACUCGCCCGUCUGACACUCUCUCGUCGAUUGCCGAUUCAAUCUACGGCGGUUUGGUCUCGUCGGAUCAGAUUCGGGAGGCCAAUUCCAUUUCUGACCCCUCUGGUCUUGAUGUAGGACAGACCCUUGUCGUGCCACUUCCUUGUACUUGCUUCAAUGGGACAGACAAUUCGUUGCCUGCCAUUUACUUGUCUUACGUUGUCAUCCCCGAAGAUACUUUAGCUGGGAUUGCGUCGAGAUAUUCGACCACUAUCACUGACUUGAUGGAUGUGAAUGCCAUGGGAAACCCGGCGAUUAAGCCUGGUGAUAUUUUGGCCGUCCCCUUGCCUGCUUGUGCAUCGAAGUUUCCAAGAUAUGCCUCCGACUUUGGUUUGAUUGUGCCCAAUGGGAGCUAUGCGAUAACGGCGAGUCACUGUGUGCAGUGUAGUUGUGGGCCGGGAAACCUCAAUAUGUACUGCAUGCCCGCUCCAUUUGCGGUUUCUUGUUCGAGUAUGCAAUGCAGAAACAGCAACCUUAUGCUUGGAAACUCCACUGCACAGCAGAGUAGUGCAGGUUGCAAUGUUACAUCUUGUAGUUAUGGUGGUUUUGUGAAUGGCACGAUCCUUACGACGUUGUCUUCAGGUCUUCAGCCCCGAUGCCCAGGGCCACAGCAAUUCCCCCCGCUUAAAGCCCCACCUUCUACAGUAAUCAGAGAUUCAAAUUUUGGACCUGCCCCUGCUCCUCAAUUUGAUGGUGCGGGAUCAGCUGCGCCCAGCUCGGGAUUGAUCCCUUCAACAACAGGAUCUCUCCCUGGACUUCCACCAGCCAACAGCCCCAUUGGUACUACUUUUGGGUCGAGUUCGGCACCUUCCAGUGCUUCCUCAUUGAUGAAUCCGUUAGCUAGUAUCUCUGCUGCCUUUCUUUUAUUUAUCCUUGCCAACUUUUUAACAUCAUUUUCAUUGUAAUUUUUCUCACGGCGGGGCAUUUUUAUGUCGGGUUUUGUUUAUUUGUGGUUUAUAUGUUUCAAGAUUUUUCUUCUCUGUGCUGGUGGCUGUAUGUAAUGUGUAACCUUUAUUUAUUUUCCGUUGAAACUGAUGUAUGAAUGCGGCAAACAAUAGGCUUUUUGAGACCCUUCUCAGUUUUCUUGUAGUGUACUCGUGUUAGAAAAUACCGCCUAUCGGUGUUACGGUUCAUGUAAGAUUGAUUCAUCUGCUACUUGUUACAUCCAUUUUGAACUUUCUUUUUUAAGUUAUUGAGUUGAAGAUUCAGUUC
This is a messenger RNA of Momordica charantia (bitter melon), 2057 nucleotides long. RefSeq names its product lysm domain GPI-anchored protein 1 precursor (gene LYM1). The record is from RefSeq and is a predicted model, not a curated record. Lineage: Eukaryota; Viridiplantae; Streptophyta; Magnoliopsida; Cucurbitales; Cucurbitaceae.